Messenger RNA from Balaenoptera acutorostrata (minke whale), 1002 nucleotides. Its product is annotated as S-adenosylmethionine decarboxylase proenzyme-like. Gene Ontology annotation, biological process: spermine biosynthetic process; spermidine biosynthetic process. The record is from RefSeq and is a predicted model, not a curated record. Gene Ontology annotation, molecular function: adenosylmethionine decarboxylase activity; putrescine binding. NCBI's taxonomy places the organism in Eukaryota, Metazoa, Chordata, Mammalia, Artiodactyla, Balaenopteridae. Gene Ontology annotation, cellular component: cytosol.
AUGGAAGCUGCACAUUUUUUCGAAGGGACCGAGAAGCUGCUGGAGGUUUGGUUCUCCAGGCAGCAACCUGACGCAAACCAAGGAUCUGGGGAUCUUCGCACCAUCCCAAGAUCCGAAUGGGACAUACUUUUGAAGGAUGUGCAAUGUUCAAUCAUAAGUGUGACAAAAACUGAAAAGCAGGAAGCUUGUGUACUCAGUGAGAGUAGCAUGUUUGUCUCCAAGAGACGUUUCAUUUUGAAGACAUGUGGUACCACCCUCUUGCUGAAAGCACUGGUUCCCCUGUUGAAACUUGCUAGGGAUUACAGUGGGUUUGACUCAAUUCAAAGCUUCUUUUAUUCUCCUAAGAAUUUCAUGAAGCUGCCUCACCAAGGGUACCCACACUGGAAUUUCCAGGAAGAAAUGGAGUUUCUUAAUGCAAUUUUCCCAAAUGGAGCAGCAUAUUGUAUGGGACACAUGAAUUCUGAUUGCUGGUACUUGUAUACUUUGGAUUUCCCAGAGAGUCGGGUAAUCAAUCAGCCAGAUCAAAGCCUGGAAAUUCUGAUGAGUGAGCUUGACCCAGCGGUUAUGGACCAGUUCUACACGAAAGAUGGUGUUACUGCAAAGGAUGUCAUUCAUGAGAGUGGAAUUCGUGACCUGAUACCAGGUUCUGUCAUUGAUGCCACACUGUUCAAUCCUUGUGGGUAUUCAAUGAAUAGAAUGAAAUCGGAUGGAACUUAUUGGACUAUUCACAUCACUCCAGAACCAGAAUUUUCUUAUGUUAUUGAAACAAACUUAAGUCAGACCUCCUAUGAUGACCUGAUCAGGAAAGUUGUGGAAGUCUUCAAGCCAGGAAAAUUUGUGACCACCCUGUUUGUAAAUCAGAGUUCUAAAUGUCGCACAGUGCUUUCUUCGCCCCGGAAGAUUGAAGGUUUUAAACAUCUUGAUUGCCAGAGAGCUAUGUUCAAUGAUUACAGUUUUGUUUUUACCAGUUUUGCUAAGAAGCAGCAACAACAGCAGAGUUGA